AUGGAGUCAGCGUAUCUUCAAAAGCACCUCGGGGCAUGUCUAACUCAGGGUCUUGCAGAAGUAGCAAAAGUUCGUCCAGUGGAUCCAAUAGAAUAUUUAGCGUUGUGGCUUUACAAGUAUAAGGAAACUGUGACUGCAGAGCAAUUAAGAGAAAAGGAAUUGGUGGAAUUGGAACGUGAACGAGAAGCAGCUCUAAUGGAGCAGGAAAUGAUGGAGAGGCUCAAAGCAGAGGAACUCAUGUUCCAGGAGCAACAACUGGCCUUCCAGCUAGAGCUGGAAAUGCAAGAAAAAGAGAAAGCGAGAAUAGAAGAACUAAAGAAAAUAGAAGACAUAAUGGAGCAGGAGGCAAGAAUGAAUAUGGAAAAUAUAGUUAAGGGUGAAGAUGCCCCUCAUUUGGAGGUGAGAAGAAAAGAAUCAGGCAAAACACUAGCUGAAAUCAGUGACCGGUAUGGGGCACCUAACCUGAGCAGAGUGGAGGAGCUUGAUGAACCAAUGCUAUCUGAUGUUGCAUUAAACAUUGAUCAAGAUUUGUAG
Condylura cristata (star-nosed mole) is the source of this 534-nucleotide messenger RNA. It is a transcript of the gene DYDC1, whose product is annotated as DPY30 domain containing 1. The record is from RefSeq and is a predicted model, not a curated record. Lineage: Eukaryota; Metazoa; Chordata; Mammalia; Eulipotyphla; Talpidae. The transcript has 6 exons. Bases 1 to 534 code for a protein of 177 amino acids. Gene Ontology annotation, cellular component: Set1C/COMPASS complex.